AACCGGAAUAAACCACCGAGAGUAUUGUACCAUUACGAAGUGGGAAAGGAGUUCUCUCAGUUUGACCAGCAGAUUCGUACAAUCUCUUCUACAGAUGUUGAAGCUUCUGCUUCUCCAACAUAGAACUUCUUCACCUUACUUCUGCAAGUUCCAAUUUUUCACCUUUAGAUUGUUCUCUCAGUCUCCUUCUCUGUCAAAUUCAGCUUCUUCGUUGCUCUCUUUGUCGUCUUCGAGUCUGGCUGAAGCAAUACUGAAAUGCAGAUCAGCGGAAGAAGCGUUCAAGCUGUUCGAAACGUCUUCGAUAUCUCGAGUCUCGAAGACAACGGAUCUCCAAUCUUUUUCGGCAGUAAUUCAUGUUUUAACCGGAGCUCACAAGUACACGCUCGCCAGGUGUUUGAUAAAACGCCUCAUAGAACGUCACAGUGAGCCGACUAACGUUUCUCAUAGAGUUUUCAAUGCUCUCGAAGAUAUUCAGAGUCCAAAAUUCAGUAUCGGAGUGUUUAGUCUAUUGAUUAUGGAGUUUUUGGAGAUGGGUUUGUUUGAAGAAGCUCUUUGGGUGAGUCGAGAGAUGAAAUGUUCACCGGAUUCGAAAGCUUGUCUUGCGAUUUUGAAUGGAUUGGUUAGUAGGAGAAAGUUUGAUUCAGUUUGGGUUGAUUACCAACUUAUGAUCUCUCGUGGGUUGGUCCCUGACGUCCACAUUUACUCAGUUUUGAUUCAAUGCUGUUUCAAGCAACGUUUUCCCUCCAAGAAAGAGAAACUUUUUGAUGAAAUGACGUCGUUAGGGAUCAAGCCGAAUGUUUAUAUCUAUACCAUAUAUAUCCGUGAUCUGUGUAGGGAUAAUAAGAUGGAAGAAGCGGAGAAAAUGUUCGAGUUGAUGAAGAAACAUGGUGUUGUUCCAAACUUGUAUACUUACUGUGCAAUGAUUGAUGGUUACUGCAAGACCGGUAACCUGAGACAAGCUUACGGCUUGUAUAAGGAGAUUCUUGUUGCUGAAUUGCUGCCAAAUGUUGUUGUUUUCGGCACAUUGGAGGCCAACAUGAAAGAAGCACUCAGGCUGUACAGUGACAUGCUAGAGGCUGGAAUCCACCCCAAUGAUCACACGUUCGCUUGCCUAGUAGAUGGAUUCUGGAAAGAAGGGCGAGUCUCUGAUGCCAUCGAUUUUUAUCUAGAAAACAAUCAAUCUGCAACCGGUAAAUCCGUUGCCCAGAGGAGCUGCUGGAAUCAUUUGGGGUUUACAUGCUUGAUUGAAGGGUUAUGUCAGAACGGCUACAUUCUUAGAGCUAGCAGAUUCUUCUCAGACAUGAGAUCGGUCGGGGUAACCCCUGACAUAUGGAGUUACGUUUCGAUGUUAAAGGGCCACCUCCGAGAAAAGCGUAUUACUGAUACAAUGAUGUUGCACUGUGACAUGAUCAAAACUGGGAUAUUGCCAAACCUUAUGGUGAAUCAAUUGCUAGCCAUGUUUUAUCAAGAGAAUGGAUGUCUAAGAUCAGCUUGUUUCUUGACCAAUUCUGGUCGUUUGGGAACUAUCAGCUAAUUGGCAGCAAAUCCUGCUAGUCAAUCUCUGUUAAUCUUGCGAGCUUCACAAUUUUUUGGUUCAAUCUCAGGCUCUUCGUUGUAAAUAAGGGAUAAACCUUUUA
Molecule: messenger RNA, 1637 nt
Organism: Arabidopsis arenosa
Lineage: Eukaryota; Viridiplantae; Streptophyta; Magnoliopsida; Brassicales; Brassicaceae
Source: the annotation of a GenBank genome assembly